Messenger RNA from Salvelinus sp. IW2-2015, 1583 nucleotides. NCBI's taxonomy places the organism in Eukaryota, Metazoa, Chordata, Actinopteri, Salmoniformes, Salmonidae. The record is from RefSeq and is a predicted model, not a curated record.
AUGAGUCUUCGGGUGUGGCCCCUGACUGCCUGUCCCCGUCUCGGCCGCAGCUGGCCCCUGGUAAUGGUAAUGGAAGCAGCAGUAAUCCAGACAGCAGGCUGUGUAGGAAGCUUUCUCCUGUUGAGAUCUAUUACGCGAUGAGGACCACCACGCAACACAACUCACUGGCCCUCUCUGCCAGAAGCAAUAUGGAGGGAAGGAGUGUACCUACCACUCCCCUCCUCAGCUCGCAACGGACCAACAGUGUCCACAACCACAUCAGGUCAGCGAUAUCCACAGUGACRACUACCAAGCAGUGGUCAGACAAUCCAGAGGCGGCCCAGGUGGUUCCUCAUCAGUCUCAGGUCGGCGGCCCCUCCCCUGGCCCCUCCUCUGGCCCCCCGUCAGGGUCCUAUGAGCAGGGAGGAGGAGGGGGAGGCGGGGGUUACAGUGAUAUCCUGAUGGACUAUGUAUGGGGAAAGCAGCAGCAACAGAGACAGGUCCAACAGGUCCAUGGCAAUGGAAAGUUCCCUUCCUCUGUCCCUGUACCUCCUCCUCCUCACUUCAACGGCUACCCCCACCCCCAGGGACAUCCCCCRGGGCCCCAGCACGUGUCUGGGGGCCCGCCAGCCUACUCCAGCCCCCUGAUGCUCCGGGGGAAACUUGGGGAGCCACGCCGGGUCAAGGUAACCCGUACCAAGUCCUGUGGUCCAUUCAUCCCUCUCCAGCACCACCAGCAGGAGGUGCUCCACUUCUCCUCUUACACCUCCUCCUCUUCUGACCCUCCUCUUCUUCCCACCUCCUCCUCCUCGACCGGGACCUCCACAGCUGCCCUGUACCCCCACCAGGGGUCUGGGGUUGAGUCCCAAAAGCAACAGCAUGGGUCUGGAUCAGGACCCGGUCUCAAUCUCAACCACAACCACCAGCUCGGACCACCCCAGUACUCUGACUCCGUCACCCCAGACGACCCGAUCCGCAGCCUGCACAAGGCCCUGGCUCUGGAGGGCCUGAGGGACUGGUACCUGAGGAACAGCCUGGGUGGAGUGGCGGUGGGGGGGAAGGUACAGGGGCAGGACAACAGGGGGUCCCCCAGGAGGCGUACCACGAACUCCCUGCACGGGUCACACCCUCAGCAGCUCCCACACCAGCCCCAGAUCUACCAGGGAGACCGAGACAGAGACUAUCCUCCCUGCCACCUGCCACAGUCACAGACCUUCCACGGGCAUCCGCUACAUGGCAGGUCUCUGUAUCAGGAGUCCUUCCCAUCCCAGAUGCAGGAGCUGACCCUGAAAGAACCCAGCACUGACAGAGGUGACCUGCCUACCCCGGGUACACUGGUCUAACAACCAGAGGUGACCUGUCUACCCCGGGUACACUGGUCUAACAACAAUAAACAGAGGUGAUCUGCCUACCCCGGAUACACUGGUCUAACAACAACAAACAGAGGUGACCUGCCUACCCGGGUACACUGGUCUAACAACAACAAACAGAGGUGACCUGCCUACCCCGGGUACACUGGUCUAACAACCAGAGGUGACCUGCCUACCCCGGGAUACACUGGUCUAACAACCAGAGGUGACCUGUCUACCCCGGGUCACUGGUCU